Molecule: messenger RNA, 341 nt
Organism: Dentiscutata heterogama
Lineage: Eukaryota; Fungi; Glomeromycota; Glomeromycetes; Diversisporales; Gigasporaceae
Source: the annotation of a GenBank genome assembly
AUGGCAGGUGAUGACGACUUAGGAACGGAGGAAACACCUCCCGAUUUCACAACACUCUUUCAGCAGUUCUUGCAAAGUCAACACCAAUUGAAUCAAUACUUUGCAGCCACCGCACAACAACAACAAGAAAGACAAGCCGGUGCUGAAUAUCGAAUCCCUGGAAUAGGAAACGACAGUUCAAAAGGCUUGACUGUCCAAUUACCAAUUUUUAGCGGUAAAGACGGUGAAAACGUCCUUACAUGGUUGCUCCAAGUUGACCUCCUUUUCAAGGCAAGAAAAGUCGAAGACAUGGAACGGUUGCAAUAUGUAAUUACAGGACUCAAGGAUGCGGCUUUACAAUG